Messenger RNA from Astyanax mexicanus (Mexican tetra), 1808 nucleotides. It is a transcript of the gene ccdc24, whose product is annotated as coiled-coil domain containing 24. The transcript is spliced from 9 exons. NCBI's taxonomy places the organism in Eukaryota, Metazoa, Chordata, Actinopteri, Characiformes, Acestrorhamphidae. The coding region runs from base 114 to 1430 and encodes 438 amino acids. The record is from RefSeq and is a predicted model, not a curated record.
CUACUUUUAUUCUCCAACAAUCCUAAUGAGAGACGUCUGUAAUCUCGCGAGAUUAGCUCCAUGGCAACGAGACUGUUUACACUGGCUAGAGGAAGCAGCGAGGAGAGAGAUUGAUGGAGAGCUUUCGAGUUCAGCAGUCUCUGUGGGACAUGGUAAAGGAGUAUGUCCCGGAUUCGGAGCUUGUGGAGGUUCGUGCAGCGCUCGGGGGUGGACUGAUAGACCUGUACCUGGAGAUUUACUCAGAGGUUCAGAUGUUGGAGCAGAUUUGGAGAAAUGUGCAGGGUGGCACACCCCGGACUCCCCGGACUCCUUUAGCCGAUCCCCCUGCUGUGAAGGAGCUGCUGCGGGCGGAGCUCCAGCUGCUGCUGCUGAACCUGCGGGAGAGAGCCGCCAGACUGGGAAGGGAUGGAGAUGAAGUCGUGUCCCGGUAUAAUCACAGGGUGGUGAGUUAUGCACUUGCUGGCAGAACAGGAAGCCCAGACAGCCAGUGUGAGACUGCAGCGCCAUCCAGCAGCCCUGAACCCAGUCUCAGCCGCUGUGACAGCAGAUCAAGCUCACGUCUCUCCUCACGCUCUAGUGAAGAUGAUAUUGAAGCUUUGAGGGAAAAAUUAAACGUCACCCACAUAGACGAGGUUGUGUCAAAUCUCAAAUCAAUUUUUACUGACGAAUGUGAGGCUUUGAAAGAGGAUGUACAGUUCCUCCAGGAGAGUGUGAAGCUGGAAUAUCAGAAGCAGAGGGAACCUGAGUUGGUGGAGCCCACUCUAACAGAGCUUAAAGAGGAGCGGCGCAUCAUCCAGAGAGACCUGAACGACCAGAGUUUGAUGAGUGAAGCCUCAGAUAAGCCGAAGCCCCGCUGCUGUCCCGCAUCCAGCAGGUUAAAAGACUUGCCUACAACUCACUCAACCUCACUGGUGCCACCCGGCAUAAAUCAUCUUUACCCAAACCCUUCUCCUCCUGACAUCAGCAGACCCGCUCAUACAAUCCAGCCCUGGCACAGAACACCCCUUAAGCUCAUGCAGCCUCUGCACUCGUCCCCAGCUGGAGGUCAGACUCAUAAACUCAACCCAGAGCCCUCCUGCAACAGUCUGACCCACCAGGCUUCCACAGCCUCCACCACAGUGGAUCACCCACUGCCACUAAGCACCGCUGCUACAUCCACGGCUGUGCGGAGGACGUACAGCUGCAGCAGGGAGCCCAGAGAGGAAGCACUCCAAGCCUCCAGAUUGACCCCGUCUGCAGGCCCAGACUGCAGGCAGCUAUGUUGGUCCUCUGAGGCUGGCACCUUCAUUCACUCCCAACAGCUGGGCCUGCGGGCAAAGACAGCCGGGACCGUGGCCCUUAUUCCUGCUCCCCCUGCAGUGCAGAAAGUAGCCAGCAGGGGGCAGCGGGCAAACAGACAGAUGGCUCUUCCUCAAGCCUCAAGCUCCUGAGAACUGGACACUGCUGCACAGUUAAAGGUUAAGGUAUACUGAGGAACUUUUGGAAAUUCUUAAUUUAAAACUGUGAAGGAACCCCUUAAGGUGAUUUAAGGAACCAAGACCUUCAAGAGCACCUGAAACCACUUUAAGAUUCCUCCACAGUUUUACAUUGAAGAACCCCUAAAAGUUCCUGACAGAUCUCAUACUUUUAACUGUGUGGACCAAGCGUCUCUGCUAACGAUGUAAAACAAGGACAAAUGUUCAGAAGUCUUGGACUGGGGACACUAAAUUCACCUAAUACAGAUGAGCAUCGUGGACCUUGAAGCUUGCUUGAAUUGGUCAAUGGCCUUCAUAACUGUAAUAAUGGUAAUAAAUACAAUUAUAAUUUUA